UAAAAAAAAAAUUAAUAAAACAAAAAAAAUAAUAUUAAAAAUGUCGCAAAUAAUACAAAUUAUAUUAAUAAUAAAUAAUUUUUUAUUAUUAAUUGUAUUUACAUCAGCAUAUCCACAGGGUCUUACAUAUCUCAACAAUAAUGGUGUAGUUACUACUUAUAGUUCAGUACCAUAUUAUUCCGCGGCUUCAGUUGCACAACCACAAUUGCAACAGCAACAACAGCAAGUGCAACUUCAACAACCUCAGCAGCAAUUGCAACAACAGCCACAGCAACAACAACAAGUCGUACAACCAUUUCAACAACAAGUUGUACAACAAGCACAAUCAGUUGUACCACAACAAGGAGGUUUAAAUAAUAAUAAUAUUGGUCAAUAUUAUAAAAGUUCAUGUUUAUUAGGUUAUUUAGCGUUGCUACUCAGUGAUAUAAUACGACAACCAACAUCAGGUUGUACGAAUGGCGGUUACAAUGUUCAAUGUACUCCACCAACAGUUGCUCCAACAGUACUUGAUGAUCCAACAUUGUCGGAUGAUGACACUACUAUACAACAGCAACCAUUAGUAGCGCCUGAUAGCGCUUCACAGCAGCAGCAACAACAGCAACAACAACAAAUAGUAACACCUGAUGGCUCAGCACAGCAACAGCAACAACAACAACAACAACAGCAAACAAUACUAUCACCACCCGUGUUAACACCUUCAGUACCAUCGACUUGUGACGAUUGUUCACCAUCUGUCCCAAUAACACCAAUUGCGACAACUCAAACGCCACCAAUUAUAAUUGCAACAACUCAACCGCCACCAACUCCCGUGAUUAUUACCACAGCUACUCCAGUAGUAAUAACAACUACUGAAUGUCCUACUACAAUAUUACCACCUGUUGUACAACCAACAACAGCAGUGCCUAUACCAGUUCCAACAACAGCAGUACCUAUACCAAUUCCAACAACAGCAGUACCUAUACCAAUUCCAACAACAACAGUACCGAUACCAGUUCCAACAACAGUACCUACAGUAGCAAAACCUCCUUCUACAUUUGUGAGAUGUGAUGGAGGAUAUGGAAUAUAUGUUCCCUAUACUUCCCCUUGGCAGGGUACAACGCCCAUUCAAAAUGGUUAUGGUAUACCUCCUACUCAAACUGGUACUGGUACAUUACCGGUUUCAAACGGUGGUACAGGUACAAUACCAGUUUCAACGAACACCGGUAACGGUGUCACAAACUCUGGUAACGGUGUUACAAAUGUUGGGAAUGGAGGGCUAAUUGGAAAUUCGCCCGGAGGAACAAUACCUGGAAGCAUUCCUGAUAGCGGAAACGUUUCUGGUAAUACUGGCUCCCAACAGCAACAACAACAACAACAACAACAACAAUUAACAACUAAUGGUUCUCCUACACAAACUGGUACAACACCAGUUACAACUGGUAGUGGUACAUAUCCUGGCCAAACUGGUAUAACACCAGUAACAACUGGUACAACAAAUUCUGGACAAAAUAAUCAAAAUGGUGUUGGAACUGGCGGUAGUUCUUCUGGAAAUGAUGGGGGGAGUGAUGCUUUAAUAAGCGUGCCAAUAGGUGCUGGUGUAGGUGUUCUUAAUCAAGAUGAAACAAAAGGUGUAGUAAAUUCGGGAAGCGGAGAUGGAAGUGGUAAUGACGCUUUAAUAGGCGUGCCAAUAGGUGCUGGUGUAGGUGUUCUUAAUGAAGGUCCUACAACAGGUGCAGUAAAUCCGGGAAAUGGUGGCGGUAGUGGAGGUAAUGUUGGUGGUAGUUCGGGAAGUGGUGGUAGUCCUUCUGGAAAUGAUGGGGGGAGUGAUGCUUUAAUAAGCGUGCCAAUAGGUGCUGGUGUAGGUGUUCUUAAUCAAGAUGAAACAAAAGGUGUAGUAAAUUCGGGAAGCGGAGAUGGAAGUGAUAAUGAUGCUUUAAUAGGCGUGCCAAUAGGUGCUGGUGUAGGUAUUCUUAAUCAAGAUGAAACAAAAGGUGUAGUAAAUUCGGGAAGCGGAGAUGGAAGUGAUAAUGAUGCUUUAAUAGGCGUGCCAAUAGGUGCUGGUGUAGGUGUUCUUAAUCAAGAUGAAACAAAAGGUGUAGUAAAUUCGGGAAGCGGAGAUGGAAGUGGUAAUGACGCUUUAAUAGGCGUGCCAAUAGGUGCUGGUGUAGGUGUUCUUAAUGAAGGUCCUACAACAGGUGCAGUAAAUCCGGGAAAUGGUGGCGGUAGUGGAGGUAAUGUUGGUGGUAGUCCGGGAAGUGGUGGUAGUCCUUCUGGAAAUGAUGGGGGAAUUAUACCUGGAAGCAUUCCUGAUAGCGGAAACGUUUCUGGUAAUACUGGCUCUCAACAGCAACAACAACAACAGCAACAACAACAACAACAACAACAACAACAACAAGAACAACAAAUAACAACUAGCACAGCUUCAGGAGGAAAUGAUGUAAAUGAUGGAAGUGGGGGUAACAAACUAAUCGAUAUACCAAUAGGUCUAGGUUUAAACAUACUUAGUAAAGGUAAUGCAAAUGCUGUAGCUAGCUCUGGAAGAAAUGGGGGUGGAAGUGGAGGCAAUGCUCUUUUAGGCUUACCCUUAGAUCUAGGAAUAAAUAUAUUAAGUAGUGGUGAUGCAAAUGCUGUUAAUGAUGAUUCAAUUGGAACAAUUCCAAAUGGGGCAAAUGGAGACCCUACUAGUACAAGUGUCACACAAGUGCAAAAACAACAACAAGUAACAACAGCUGAUGGCGCUACACAGAUACAACAACAAGAACAACAAGUAACGACAGCUGAUGGCACUACACAGAUACAACAACAAGAACAACAAGUAACGACAGCUGAUGGCACUACACAGAUACAACAACAAGAACAACAACAAAUAACAACUAGCACAGCUUCAAAGCCAAAUGACGCAAGUGGAAGCAACAGUAUUAUCGAUAUACCAAUAGCCUUUUCUAAUAAUAUACUUAGUCAUGGUGACACCACUGCAAUUUCCUCGUCUGCAGCGAAUCAAGGUAGUGGUGGUAACAGCAUAAUUAAUAUACCAAUAGCAUGUGCUACAAAUAUACUAGCUAAUGGUGAUACAACUGCCACAGCUGCCUCUGGUGGAAAUAUAGGAAGUGGCAGUAACAAUGCUGUUAAUGUACCAAUAGGAUGUGCUGCAAAUUAUAUUAGUACCGGAGAUACAACUGCAACAGCUACCACUUCUGGAAACAAUGGAACUGGUAGUAACAACCUUGUUAAUGCACCAAUAGCACAACCAUUUAUUUUACUUGGUAAAGGAAAUACAACUGGAACAGCUGCAACUGGUGGUAAUAAAGGAGAUGGUAGCAAUAACAUUAUUAAUGUACCAUUUGCAGAGCCAUUGAAUGUACUUGGUAACGGAAAUGCUAAUGGCACAGCUACGUCUGGUGGAAAUGACGGAGAUGGUAGUAAUAACAUUGUUAACUUUCCGUUUGGAGUUGCCAGAAAUAUAGCUGGUAACGGAAAUGUAACUGGAGUUGCUGCGACUGGUGAUAAUCAAGGAAGUGGUAGUAACAACAUUAUCAAUAAUCCAGCGGGAGGUACCGAUUUGAUACUUGCUAACGGAAAUCAAGUUGGAAUAGCUUCGUCUGGUGCAAAUAAUGGAAGUGGAAGCAACAAUUUUUAUAACGGACCAGUAGCAGUUCCCAUUGUUGCGCUAAGUAACGGUGAUAGUACUGCAAUAGCUUCGUCUGGUAGAAAUGAAGGAAGUGGAAGUAAUAAUCUUGUUAAUACACCAGUAGCACGUGCUAAUAAAAUACUUACCAACGGAAAUACAAUAGUAACAGCAUCAUCUGGUGAAAAUAAAGGAAGUGGUAGCAAUAACUUAGUAAAUCGGCCAAGAGCAAUUGCUAAUAGUUUCCUUAGUAACGAAAAUACAACUGCAAUAGCUUCAAGUGGUAGAAACAAAGGUAGUGGUAGUAACAACCUAUAUAAUCAGCCAGCUGCAAUAUCCCGAACCAUCUUGAGUACGGGAAGUACAAGCUCAAUAGCAUCCUCUGGCGAAAAUGUAGGAAGUGGGAGCAAUAACUUGGUAAAUCGGCCAAGAGCAAAUUCUAAUAGUUUCCUUAGUACCGGAAAUACAGCUGCAAUAUCUUCAUCUGGUAAAAAUCAAGGAAGUGGUAGUAAUAUCCUAUUUAAUACGCCAAGAGGAAAUGCUGAAAGUAUACUUAGUAGUGGAAAUAUAACAGGAAUAGCUUCCUCUGGUGAAAAUCGAGGGACUGGUAGUAACAGCCUUUUUAAUGGGCCUAGGGGAACUGCCAGAAGUGUACUGAGUACAGGAAAUACAAGUGCAAUAGCUUCAUCCGGUAAAAAUGUAGGAAGUGGUUCCAAUACCAUAAUUAAUAGACCAUUAGGAGCUGCACAAAGUUUUCUAAGUACCGGAGACACAAAUGCGUCAGCUUUGUCAGGUGGACAUGUAGGUAGUGGUAGUAAUAAAAUCAUUACUGGGCCAGGAGGAUUCGGUUUCAAUGUAGUCAGUAAUGGAAAUACAGAUGGGGUUGCAUCAUCUAGUGGUAGAAAUGUUGGAAUUCCUACCGGGUUUGGUACCGAAAGCAAUCUGGCUACACAAACACAGCCACAACAGCAGCAGCAGCAACAACAACAACUAAAACAACAACAACAACAACAGCAGCAGCAGCAACAACCACAACAACAACAACAACAACAACAAAAAUAGCAAUAAAAUUUACAGGACAAACUAAAAACAACUUUUAUUGAAACUUUUAUUGACAGUUGAUAUGGUGCUGUGGUACCAUAAAAAAAUAUCGUACUAUUUUAUUAUUCGAAAUGGUAGCACAGAUCUUUAAGAAAGAAAUGAGUCGAGCAUUAUACAGAAAAUUGGAAAGGGACUCAAUCUGGACACCCCUUACAUAAAUACCAAAAUACAUUUAGAGCCUAUUCCGAUCAUUGUCAUUGACGUUAACUUUCCAAAAAUAACGAUUGAACGAUUGUUCUUUUAGUUAUUUGUAUUUAUUUAUUCGCCAGGAUACAUAUGCAUAUACAUACAAAGAAAAAACUAAGUCUGCGCUUGCUCUUACAUGAUGAAAAAGCCUAUUAAAAAACUGUUUUUUUCUAUAAAAAUUAUUACAAUAGUCUCGAUAAUCGGAGACGUCUUCCCAAUAAUGGGUCCCGAUUAUUAAAGUCGCGUUGUAUACUACUGGACUUGUUUCUUUCUUUUCAGAUUUCAUUUAACGCAGUCGAGUUUUUGAUUUUUUUUUAAUUAUUUAUUUUAUUUUUAGAUUUUUAGUG
Messenger RNA from Chrysoperla carnea, 5238 nucleotides. RefSeq lists its product as uncharacterized. The transcript is spliced from 2 exons. The record is from RefSeq and is a predicted model, not a curated record. The coding region runs from base 41 to 4666 and encodes 1541 amino acids. Lineage: Eukaryota; Metazoa; Arthropoda; Insecta; Neuroptera; Chrysopidae.